AUGUCAGUAAGCCAGGAAUAUGACUCGAUAUUGAAGAUAUACGCAGAUAAGAUAGAGCAUACUGCAUUGAGACAAAACUCCUCAGAAUAUCAGUUGUUGUUAACGUCUACGAUAGAGCAACUGCUGAAGUUGAAGACAACAAUUUAUACCCAGUUAGCGCUUUUCAGUGCCAAUGAGUCUUUGGAUGAUAUCUCCACGAGCUCAUUGAAGUUUCUAUCAAUCGACUAUUAUCUCGCAUGUAUGUGCUCAAAGAAGCAGAUGACCACUUCCCAGAUGUAUGAUCCAAUGCAAAAGAAUAGAAUGAAGCUGAAAUUCUUGGAGAAAUCUCUGCAACUGUUCAUGCAAUUUCUAAUUAGCUUACAAGACUUUGAAAUCCUUGAUUCUUACCUGGUAAAGAAGAUUGAUAAAUUUGAGAGCAGUUUUAAGCCAACUCUACAGGAACUUUACAUCCAACCUAGUCGCAGUGACGAUCUUUCAGGUGCUCAGCUCAAGAGGCAGCAGAAAAUUGAAAUGUAUCGUCAAAGUAAAGCUAUUAAUGAGAAACUAUCUGCACUUGAGUCGAAAUAUAAGGACAUCGAAGACGUCGAUGGAGGUGAUCAUGACGAAAUACUUCGAGAGUUGUAUUUGCAAAAGCUACAAGGCUUAUCAUAUGAAGCGUUCAACACAAUCGAACAAACACUUUACGAAAUGGAACUUCUUGAGAAUUUCACUAAGAAUGUGCCACCACCAACUGAAGAUAGACGUCAAGAGGAUAAACAAGAUUCCAAAGAUUUUACUGAUAGACUAGAGACUUUGAACAAACCUUUGCUUUCCAAAGAAGGCAAAGUUCUGAGGAAUUUCACGUUAAUAGAUAAGAGAACUGAACUAAAGGGCAAAGUCCGAGGAUAUGGCCAAUAUGGCCCUACUAUGUCAGUUGAAGAAUUCUUAGAGAAGGAAUGGGAAGAAGGAAGAGUUCUGGAAGGAGGAGGUGACAGUGAACCAAAACAAGAUGAAGGUGAUGAGGACAAUUAUCAAUUGCAUGAUGAAAAGACUUACAAAGCUCGUCAAUGGGACGAUUUCAAGGAAGCAAAUCCUAAAGGCAGUGGUAACACCAUGAACAGAGGAUGA
Torulaspora delbrueckii is the source of this 1107-nucleotide messenger RNA. It is a transcript of the gene TAP42, whose product is annotated as Tap42p. Gene Ontology annotation, molecular function: protein phosphatase 2A binding. Lineage: Eukaryota; Fungi; Ascomycota; Saccharomycetes; Saccharomycetales; Saccharomycetaceae. The transcript has a single exon. The coding region runs from base 1 to 1107 and encodes 368 amino acids. The record is from RefSeq and is a predicted model, not a curated record. Gene Ontology annotation, biological process: regulation of dephosphorylation; regulation of signal transduction. Gene Ontology annotation, cellular component: cytosol.